AUGGCCCAAGAAACCUGUUGUUCUUCAUCCUCAUCCAAUCAAACUUGGAGCUACGAAGUCUUUGUGAGUUUCUAUGGCAAAGAUACCCGCCUUAGCUUUACCGACCACCUCUUUGCUGCUCUAGACCGGAGUGGGAUUCACAAUUUUAGAGAUAACAGAGAUAUCGAGAGAGGAGAAGCUAUCUGGACCGAGCUUGAGAAGGCGAUCGAGUCUUCCAGGAUUGCUAUUAUAGUGUUCUCGAGAAACUACGCUGCUUCGAGAUGGUGUCUCGAAGAGCUAGUGAAGAUCAUGGAAUGCAAACAGAGCUUGCAGCAAAUGGUGCUGCCUGUUUUCUAUGAUGUGGAUCCGUCGGACGUGCGAAAUCAGAAGGGGAGUUUGGAGAUAACGUUUGCCAGUCAUGAGGAGCGCUUUGAGAAAGGCAAGGUGGCGAGAUGGAGGGCUGCUUUGACUGAGGCUGCCAACUUGUCUGGCGUGGACUUGCAAAAUGUUGAACAUCGUUUUGAGUCAAAAUUUAUAGAGAAAAUUAUUGAAGACAUUUUCUGCAAACUAAAUGAGUCGGCACACCUUAUGGUUGCACCCUAUCCAGUUGGGAUUGAGUCUCGGCUGCAGGAACUCAUUAAGAAGUUAAGCAGUGGUUCAAGUGAUGUUUGCAUGGUUGGGAUUUGGGGGAUGAGUGGCAUUGGCAAAACAACAAUUGCCAAAGCUAUCUAUAACCAACUACGAAGAAAAUUAGAAGCAAGUUGCUUUCUCAAAAAUGUAAGCGAAAAUUCUAAGCAACCAAAUGGUCUAAUUAACUUACAAGAGCAGAUUCUCUCUAGUGUCCAUGUAAAUUACAAUAGAAAAAUAAAAGUUGAUGAUGAAGGAACUUCGAUUAUAAAAAGUAAAGCAUGGCGUAAAAAGGUUCUUGUUGUUCUUGAUGAUGUGGAUCACCGGGACCAAUUGGAUAAACUGGCCAUUAGGCGUGGUAAUUUUCAACCAGGAAGUAUAAUUAUCAUUACAACAAGAGAUAAGUCUAAGCUCAAAUUGGAUGAGAUUAAUGAGAUAUAUACGCCACCAACAUUGGAUUACCACGAGUCUCUUCAGCUUUUGAGUUGGCAUGCAUUCGGAAAAGGCCACCCUAUGGGAAAUUAUGUAGAGCUCUCAAAAGAAGUAGUAUAUUAUGCUGGAGGCCUUCCAUUGGCACUUGAAGUUUUAGGUUCUUCUCUGUCUGACAAGAGCACAAUUGAAUGGGAAGGUACAUUGGAAAAAUUAAGAGUAAUACCUCAUGACGAAAUUCAAGAGAAGCUUAUGGUGAGUCUUCAUUCACUAAGUGAAACGGAAAAAAAGUUGUUUCUAGAUAUUGCGUGCUUCUAUGUUGGAAUGGAAAAAAAUUAUGCAUUCCAAAUACUCCAAUACUCAGAUUUAGUCCUUGAAAGUGAAUUAGGGGUUUUGGUUCAUCUGUGUCUUGUAACAAUUGAUUGCUCAAACCAGUUGACAAUGCAUGAUAUGAUUCGAGACAUAGGUAGAGAAGUUGCCCGUAGAGAAUGCAGCCGACUAUGUAAUCGUAAGGAUGUCCUUGAUGUAUUGGAACUUGACGAGGGAACAAAAGUAGUUGAAGGCAUCAUGACAAAUUUGUGGGUUAGUGAUUUGCCAGUUGAUGCCAUAGCCUUUGCGAAGAUGCAUCGGCUAAGAGUGCUUAAACUAAAUUACGCACGCUUGAAGGGGAACUUCCAAUGUCCUUCCAAGAGGCUAAGAUAUCUAGAAUGGUAUGGGUUCCCUAUGGAAUCCAUACCAGCAGACUUAUACAUGGAAAACCUUAUUGCUCUUUACAUGCCUUAUAGUAGCUUGAUAGAACUUUGGACAGGACCCAAGAUUCUGAAAAGGUUGAAAUUUCUUGAUGUCAGCCAUUCCUAUCACCUAAGGAGAACACCAGAUUUCUCAGGCAUGGAUAAUCUGGAGGUGCUGCUUCUUAAUAAUUGUACUGAUUUGGUCGAGGUUCACGAGUCUUUUAUAUAUCUCGACAAAUUAGUUACUUUGGAUGUUGAAGACUGGAAGCUUCCCCUCAGUAUUUACAAUUUAAAGCGAGACAUGGUGCCGAGAUUGGAAUCGCCAUUCACAGUAAGGGAUUCACUCCUUAUAUCUUCUGAAGUGCCGUUGCGAUAUCUUUGUUUUGUCCACAAGCUUCUCCAGCACAAGGAUUUCACUAUCAAUGGUAGUCUUAUCGCGACAGCUACUUCCAGUGUUCCAGGGAAUCGAAAAAAAAGCUCAAAGAGUUCAGCCAUUCAUCCUCCACAACCACCUCUGGAUACACCCACCUUUUUAAGUGAACUAGACGAUUUUUGUGGGGCUAAAGCUAAACCUAGGUUUGUAGAAUUGGAUUCGUUGAACCAACCGCAGCAUAAGAUCAUGACAAAAAUGGAUCUUACUGGGGAUGUACAAUCAGUUCUGACAAUGGGGGAACCCCACAUCCACGUGGAUUUUGUAAUUUCUUCUCAGCUUAGAGUCGAGUUCCUCACGAUUCUUGAAUUGACGUUAUGCAAAAGAUUUGAAUCAUUUGAUGGGCUUCCAAUAAGUUUGCAAGCGAUGGAUGCAAACAAUACCAUGUCCUUGGAAUGGAUACUAACCGGAUCAAAUUGGAAACUCUCAAAACAGCUGGAAUGUUUUGGCAGCUCCAAACUACUCCAGAAAAAUCUUACUGGUAAUCCAAGAAAGAAGCUUAUCAAGGAAUUGAUUGCAACCGACGGUGUUAGUGCUUUCCUUCCUGUGGGUGAGUUUCCCGACUGGUUUGACUACAAGAGUACGGGCUCAAUUUUAUCAUUUGAUGUGCCCCCGCUAGCGAAGCAAAAGAUUCGAGGAUGGUUUAUAUGUGUUGUAUUUGCAAGCUGCUUUCAUGAUAUUCAUGGAUUCACUGCUUUAUAUAAGUUCAAAAAUAGAACCAAGGGAAUUGAGUGGCAGUAUCAACAAAAGAAUCGUCGUGUAAUACCAUGUCAAGAACAUAUGUGGUUGCAAUCUGUACUGCUACGUGAUAUGGCACAUCUGUUGGAAGCCGGAGAUAAAGUGGAUUAUUCAAUACGCAUAAGCGGUGGUUUCCAAGUGAAGAAGUUUGGGGUCAACCUGAUUUAUGAUAAUGAUACGAAGGGUUGCCACUCCUAUUUUGAAGCAAUGGUCGAGAAUGCAUCACUUCCUUAUAAGGAUGAUUUUCUAGAUGAAGAUGUUUCAACAGAUCAAGCAAUGGCUGGUGAUAAGAAAAUCAACCCUUCUGAUGUACAGAAGUCUAGAUUUGAUGAUAAGAAAAAAGGGAUUGCCACUUCUUUAGAAGCAUCUAAGCGUGGAUGCUUGUCUACUCGAGAGACGACCCGACAGCAGUGGAACGAGGAGCUUGCUGCUCAUUUACAGGAUAAGGAGGAUGUCUUAAUUGCACAGCAUUGCGAGCUGACCACCACAAAUUUGGAGGAUCCGACCUUGGUUCCUGAGGACCACGGUGCUCUUUUGGAGGUUGAGGAUCGACCUUCCAAAGGCAAUGGGCAACAUAGUUGGAGCUACUUCCAUGAAAACCAGCCAGGGACUAUGUUUUUUGAGGAAGGGGCUUCGUUUGAGCAAAACCAGUGCUCCUCAGGCAUUUCAGGAAUGAACUUUUUGAUUGAUACUGCUAGUACUUCUUCACAACACAUUGCUGCAUUGGAGAGUGAGAAUUUGUGCCUUCGUAUGGAAUUAGCACGUGCCAAGCAAUUUGCUCCACGGCUCUACAUGAAUCUUCCCCGUCCACACUUCUCAUCCGAGAGUGCUUCUUCUUCAUCAUCAGCCUCUACUCAACCUACAAUAGCAGCCAUUACUCCCGUGGCUUCGAUGAGAACAAACAAUCUUGGUUUGGAUUAUACUAAUUUCCUUGCCAGACCAGUUCUUGGUUUCCAAAGCGUCAAUUAUUACCCAUCAGGAUCUACUCCACCUAAUGGAGGCUCUCACUUCCCACAAUAG
Quercus lobata is the source of this 3954-nucleotide messenger RNA. Its product is annotated as TMV resistance protein N-like. The transcript is spliced from 11 exons. Gene Ontology annotation, biological process: defense response; signal transduction. The record is from RefSeq and is a predicted model, not a curated record. Gene Ontology annotation, molecular function: ADP binding. The coding region runs from base 1 to 3954 and encodes 1317 amino acids. NCBI's taxonomy places the organism in Eukaryota, Viridiplantae, Streptophyta, Magnoliopsida, Fagales, Fagaceae.